Messenger RNA from Alternaria metachromatica, 1023 nucleotides. RefSeq lists its product as uncharacterized. The coding region runs from base 1 to 1023 and encodes 340 amino acids. The record is from RefSeq and is a predicted model, not a curated record. Gene Ontology annotation, molecular function: phosphoprotein phosphatase activity. NCBI's taxonomy places the organism in Eukaryota, Fungi, Ascomycota, Dothideomycetes, Pleosporales, Pleosporaceae. The transcript has a single exon. Gene Ontology annotation, biological process: dephosphorylation.
AUGCCAUCCCCAGACAACCCUAACCCCACCCUCCCCUCCCCACCCUUCUACACCCACAUCCCCAACAUCAACAACCUACGCCUAGCCACCCACUCCCUCACCACCACCUCCGGCGCCACCCUGCGCCCCGGUAUCCUCUUCCGCAGCGCCGAAGUGGCGAAGCUCGACACCGCCGGCUGGACCGCCGUCCGCGACAUCGGCGUAGCCCACGUCUUCGACCUCCGCAGCUUACCCGAAGUAGAAAAGGGCUGGGCUGGUAUUGUUGGAGAUGAUGCAUCCGGCAAGCAAGAUUUCAGACCAGGCUGGAUCCAAGCCAUGGAGGAAGCAGGUGUGAAACGCACGUGGACACCCGUGUUCUCAGAUGAAGACUAUAGUCCUGAGAGGUUGGCGGAGCGGUAUGCGAAUUACAUGGAUGAGGAUGUUAAGGGGUUUGUCGAGGCUUACGCUAGUAUUUUGGGGGAUGGAGGGAAGGCAUAUGGUACUAUCUUCCGGUAUCUGGCCAGCCUGAGUAGUGAUGGCGAGGGGAAAGAAGGACAGAAACUCGGCGCACUAAUCCACUGCACAGCCGGCAAAGACCGAACAGGAAUCUUCUUCGGCCUCCUCUUCGAUUUCCUCGGCGUACCGCGCGAGCAGAUCGCCGAGGAAUACCAACUCACCGAACUCGGCCUCCGCCCAGCGCGGGACGAGAUUGUGGAGCGCUUGUUGACGAGUCCCGGGUUUAGGAAGUACAUGCUUGCGCAAUCAAUCGGAAGACCUUUAUCGAAAGAAGAGAUGGCACAGCUCAUCCAAGGACGGGAUAGCGAGGGUUCUGAUACGUCGGACUUUCCGCCUGAGAUUCUGGAGAAGGGCAGGCAAGCUGCGUUGCGCAUGGUGGGGUCGAGGAAGGAGAGUAUGCUGGCGAGUUUGGAGAUGCUAGAUGAGCGGUUUGGGGGCGCGGAACGGUAUAUGAGGGAGUACUGUGGGCUUGGGGAUGGGGAGUUGGAGGCGCUGAGGAGGAAUUUGGUGGUUGGGAAGGGGGAGUGA